AUGAAUAAUUUAAUGAAAGGUUAUAUAGAUGCUUCUCAUUCAUUAUUAGAUUUUUUAAAAGCAUUUGAAUCAGCAUUAGAUCUACUUGAAUAUCAGGCUUCAGAAAUAUUAACAAAUUAUGCAUUAAAAUUAACACAAGAACAGUUAUUACAAUCUACGAGUUAUUUAUGUGUUAAACUAUUAGAUUCAAAAACUGAAACGAUGCAAACUUAUCAAAUUUACCAUUUUAAUCAUGAAGCCAAACCUGGAAGAAAAAAAUUAUCUGCUGACAUAUUUUUCGUGUUGCAACACAAACUUAAUUUAAAUAAUCUUCCAGAAUCAUUAUUUUAUAAUCAAUGGAGAAAAGAUCCAAGUAAUCUUGUUUUAAUGCAAAAUUUUCAUUUAUUUUGUAAUAAUAUUCAAUCUCCAAAUGACAAAAUUAUUGAAUGUGUUGAAGAUUAUGAAUAUUUGUUAUCAAAAGUCUUUUAUGAAAUAAAAGGAUUGGUAAAAAAGUACCCGGAAAUAGCACAGGAAUUUUAUAUUACAAACAAUACAUUAUUACAAAAUAGAAUAAAAAGUGCAAAUAAUCAGAAAACUUGUAGAAAAAAAAAAAGUAAAGUAAUGAAUGACUUAUCAAAUAAAAAACGGAAAACAAGAUCCAAUAAUAACAGUGGAUUGUCAUUACAAGAAAAAGAAAAUAUUCCCGAAUAUGAUGAUAAAAAAAUGAUAUUAACGCAUCUAGUUCAAUAUAUAGGAAUUGCUAUUGUCAGGACACCUGGUGGAAAACGACUCACGCAAAAGGCAAAGAUCUGCUACGCCACCGAAAAUCUUCGACAGCACUACUCAGAAUACGAAAUUGUUGCCCUUCUGGAACGAAUACACAAAGGAGAAAUCGAGGAAGUGGUGGUUACCCGAAAGCUUGUGGAAUGGAUCUUUGAGAAAAAUGGCACUCGGCUCGUGGUACUCGGUACGGAUGUCAGUGCCGAAAGUAGUGAAGCCGCAGAAGACUUGCUCUCAAUCGUCACGGUAUUUGUGGCAAGACAUAACGGAAUGCGUUCCGCUGCCAACCGCAGAAAAAGACGAGAAGCUCAAGCCCAAGAAGAUCAAGACACUGGCAGGCAAAACACAGCGUAUCCGUCUCUUUCCUACACAAGAAGAGAAAUUGAAACUCAAACGCUGGAUGGGAACAGCACGAUGGACUUACAAUCGGUGUCUCCUCUGCGAGCACAGUGUCUCAACGCCGCAAAUUUCAAUAAUACCGAACUUAAAUGGGUCCUUGAAACCCCAUAUGAUAUUCGCGACGAAGGGAUGAACGAUUUACUUAAAGCAUAUUCAACAAAUUUUGCUGCAAAACGGACGAAAUUUAAGAUAAAAUUUCGCUCUAAGAAAGAUCGACAACAAUCUAUUGCAGUUCUAUCGAAACAUUGGGUAAAUCGGCUUGGAGAAUUUUACCUUUGCAUUCCUCAACCACUUGAUAUACGGGCCGAAAAUCAAGAAGAAAUCCAUGCCAAAACAAAUCAGGAUAAAUCUCGCCGAAAAAUGGAGCUUAGGCUUCAAAGGCGAAAGGAGGAAGCCGAAGAUCCAUCCAAAAAGGAGGAACGUUUAGCAAAGAAUGUUCCUAAAACGCUUGAAAAUACACGAGAAUUCGAUGAGACAAUAGUAGAACCCGAAGAUACAGAAAUAUUGGAAGAUGAAAAUUCAGAUGAAUUUUCUUUAUAUUUUAAAGAAGGAGUAUCACCAAAAUUGCUUAUUACUACUAGUAAAAGGCCAUCAAAAUCUGUAUAUGAAUUUGCUUCUGAAUUAAUUGAUGUAUUUCCAAAUAGUAAAUUUGUUAAAAGAGAAAAUAAAUUUUCUUUUAAACAAAUUAUUGAAUUUUGUACGAAUAGAGGUUAUACAGAUUUAAUGGUCGUUAAUGAAGAUAAGAAAGUUCCAAACGCUAUUACUUUGAUACAUUUGCCCAAUGGACCUACUGCAUACUUCAAAUUAACCAGUAUUAAAUUGAAUCACAGUAUUCAAGGUCAUGGAAGAUCCUCGUGUUAUAAACCUGAACUUAUUCUAAACAAUUUUAAUACAAGAUUGGGUCAUACAAUUGGAAGAUGGCUCCAAGCAUUAUUUCCUCAUGUUCCGGAAUUUCAAGGAAGACAAGUUGCCACCUUUCAUAAUCAAAGAGAUUUUAUAUUUUUUAGGCGUCAUAGAUAUGUAUUUAAGAGUAAGGAUAAAGCAGAAUUACAGGAACUAGGACCAAGAUUUACAUUAAAGCUUAAAUGGUUACAAAAUGGUACUUUUGAUAAAAAUGGAGAAUAUGAAUGGAUGUUUAAGCCGGAAUUGGAAACAAGCAGACGACGAUUUUUCUUGUAA
This is a messenger RNA of Funneliformis geosporum, 2337 nucleotides long. The record is from the annotation of a GenBank genome assembly. NCBI's taxonomy places the organism in Eukaryota, Fungi, Glomeromycota, Glomeromycetes, Glomerales, Glomeraceae.